AUGCAUAUAAAAGACAUGCAGACCCUUAUUUCCCGACUAGAAACACAGUUAAAAUCUGAAAAUGAAACGGUCGAAGAGUUAAAAUGUGAAAUCGACCGUGGCAGGGAUGCAUUCCAUAGGUUAAAACAGGAGUCAGAUGAGCUGAACCUCCGUUAUUGUAGACUGCAGAAAUCAAGCAGACAAAGCCAUACUGUAGUUGAUGUUGAGAGUGCCUUGUCUGACAAUGAGAAAUUCUUACAUACUCCAAUUCCCAAACCUCAAAAUAUAGACCUGCCACAGUCACAUGCUCUUAAAGCGAAACCCAUUCAAAACACUCCUAAUAAGCCACCAGAAGAUGAUAAUACCACUACACAGGCACGACACAAAGGGCCACCGAAGUAUCUCCCCACAAAAAGGAGUAUUAGGGUCCGAUCGCCUGUGCCAAGUGAGUAUGAUGAAAGUGAUCGGAGUGUGAUUGAUUAUGACAGUGACAUGGAGAGACGUGCGGCGUAUCCAUUACCACGCAGGCACGAGUCUUACCAUAAGGGGGAUGGAAGUGACAGGCGACAGUCAUAUUAUGAUGUGGGGGAUAACAACUCCUCAAGUAUUAUUAAGUUUCUAAACGUAACUGUACCUAAAUUUUGUAAGAAAGGAUCUGCUGAAAUUGCUGAACACUUAGACCUUUACCAGUCUACAAUGGAUUACCUAAAGUUGUAUUCUGAUGCUGACAGGAUCAGGUUCUUACCAUGGGUAUUUGAGAACAAAAAUUAUCACUAUUUUACUUCCUUUAGAGAAAGGGGGAUCCAGCGUUGGCAGGAUGUUUCGCAUGAGGUAAAAUUAGAAUUUGGCCCUUUUCGUGCUAUUAAUGCUGAAAAACGGGAUAUUUAUAAACUUACAUGUAAAGCCAAUCAAAGUCCCCGGGAAUUCCUCUCCCUCCUUAAAAACGCUUAUGGUUUAGCAUACCGGUCCCCAAAUUGGGAGUCUGGGGAAUUCAAACAAUUGUUUUAUGAUGCCAUGCCGAUGCAAAUCAAGUUUAGCUUAGCCAGGGAUCUUGAUCUUAAUGCUCCCUUGGACAGGCUGGUGACGGCUGCUACUACACUGUACAACAUCAGUGAGUGCCAUGCCAUAGGUGAUAAAAGAUACGGAAGGUCCCCAGAACAGCGCGUAGCAGAGACUAAAAUAGAACAUAACUUGAGGUUUGAAACUCAGUCACGUAGCUUCCCUCAGUCUACAGGACCUCUUCAACAAACCCAGCAAAAUCAGGUAAGACCCAAGCAAACCAAACCACAUAGCCCCAAUGGGUCAUCGGGGGAUACUAAUGGUAAUAAUAAUAGUCACUACCGGCCCCAGUAUAAUGGUAGGGGUCCCCCAAGAUACAGGCGCUGGAAUAACAGGCCCAGACAACAGACGGAGGGUAGGCCUGUACCCUUUCCCUCACCUAGAAGUCGGUCACCCACUUCUAACCAGAGUACCCUUCAAAAUCAAGGGAUACAAAAAUCAAAUGAUCGGGUUGAUAAAUUGGCAGAUCAGGUUGCUAAAUUAACGGAGAUGGUUAACAAACUGACCCAGGGAUCAACUGAAAGACAGAAGUCUUUUUUAGCAGCAGCUGCGGGCCCCAAGUCAGCUCCAUAA
Molecule: messenger RNA, 1611 nt
Organism: Hyla sarda
Lineage: Eukaryota; Metazoa; Chordata; Amphibia; Anura; Hylidae
Biological process (GO): autophagosome assembly; cellular response to starvation; mitophagy
Cellular component (GO): mitochondria-associated endoplasmic reticulum membrane contact site; extrinsic component of phagophore assembly site membrane; extrinsic component of omegasome membrane
Source: RefSeq, a predicted model, not a curated record